CAAACAUCGAGUCUUUAGCACUUCUUCAGAAGCGAUGUGUGAGUCCUGCUCCGGUUCUACUGAAGAUUAACUGAACACGACUGGUGGAGGAGACCACUGGAGAGCCAUCAUGGUGCGUAACGUAGACGACCUCGACUUCUGCCUGUCCUCUCACGCGCAGACGAUCCUGGAGGGCCUGCGCUCCCUCUGCUCCAACCCCAAAUUCAUAGACGUCACCCUGAGCGCCGGCGGGCGCGACUUCCCCUGCCAUCGGGGCAUGCUGGCGCUCUGCAGCCUCUACUUCCGCUCCAUGUUCUCGGGGGACUUCAUAGAGAGCAUAUCCGCCCAGGUGGAGCUCCACGACGUGGAUCCCAACGUGCUCGCCAUGCUUUUGGACUUCGCCUAUACGGGGAAGCUCACCAUCAACCAGGGGAACGUGGAGGGCCUGAUCCGCACGUCGAGUCAGCUUCAGUUCCACACGGUGCGCGCCGUCUGCAGCAGGUACCUCCAGCAUCAGAUAGAUGCCACCAACUGUCUGGGUAUACAAGAGUUUGGGGAGAUCCACGGCUGCCCUGAGGUGGUGGUGAAGGCUAAGGCGUUCCUUUUGGAGAACUUCGAGGCAGUGCAGCAGCAUGAAGAGUUCCUCCUGCUGCAGAAGGACAAACUGGUGGCUUUCCUGCAGGAAGAAUGUCUGCAGGUGAGGGACGACCGUGCUCGGGCCGAGGCGGCUCUUGCUUGGGUCAGGCAUUGUAAGGAGAGCCGGAUCUGUCACCUACCAGAACUGCUAAAGCUGGCCAGACUUCCUCUGCUAUCUGAUUCCUACAUCACUGAGGUCCUGAUGAAAGAUGAACUACUGCAGGACUGCCUGGAAGGUCAGAAGCUUCUAGAGGAGAUUUCCAAAGAGAAGUCGAACCUGAAGCCGGGCGAGUCAGAGCUGGGCGUUAUCUGGAACACCCCUCACAACCUGCAGGAGGUGUUAUUCGUCAUGGGCGGCCGUUCCUUAGACGACUCGGACAAUGAAGACGAGGAGGAAGAGGGUGAGGGACGGAUCAGGGUGCGUCCCAGAAACUGUGCCUUCUACAACAGCAAGCUCAAGCAGUGGCACCAGCUACCCGACUUUCCCAACUACAACAAGUGGGGCUACUCCAUCGUCUCGUUAAAUAACGACGUUUAUAUCACAGGAGGAUCCAGAGGUUCCCAGUCCAAUACCUGGUCCACCACGCAGACCUGGAAGUAUAUCACUCGGGAGGGGCGGUGGGUCACCGUAGCGCCGAUGCUGCGGCCCAGGACUAACCAUGCCUCGGCGACCCUGAACGGAGAGAUUUACGUCAUCGGAGGUACAGCAAAUGACGUGGUGGAAGUGGAGCACUACGACCCCUACACUAACAGUUGGGCCCUUACGGCUCCUGCGCUGAAAUACGUCACCAACUUUACAGCCACGGCGUGUCUGGGGAAGCUGUACAUCAUCGGCUCCUGCGCCGUCAAGUACAACGCGCUGACCCUGCAGUGCUACAAUCCCGUCAUCGAUGGCUGGAGUAUCAUCUGUUCCCCGUUCAUCCCGAAAUACCUGUCCUCCCCUCGCUCCGUCUCCAUGGACGGGGUCAUUUAUUUGGUAGCGGACAACACCAAAAAGGUUUACCUGUACGACCCGGUCGCCAACGUGUGGCAAAAGGUGCAGCUCCUGCACAAGCUGCAUGAGAACGGUGGACUGGUGGUGCUGGGACGGCAGCUGUAUGUAACCGGUGGUCACUGGAAGGGGAUGGAGGGCGAUUACAGCGUGGAGGUGGAGGUCUACACCCGGGCGUCCGACUCCUGGAAAGUGGAGUGUUUCCUGCCCCGACUCUGGUACUACAGCGGCUGCUGCACCGUCUUCUUAGACACGUCCCAGUGGCCCGAGCGCUUUCCUGAGGACAUGUAGCGCGGCGUGGCGCGGCGCGAGAAUUCGGAUCGGCUCUGAGCUCCUGUUUAAUCUCGAACGUCUGAAGUCAUGAUGUUUGAUUCUUUUUUGUAAUUUUGUAAGAUUUAGUCUGAAAACCUGGACAAUAAAGUGUUGAAGAAUGUUUAAA
Molecule: messenger RNA, 2045 nt
Organism: Trichomycterus rosablanca
Lineage: Eukaryota; Metazoa; Chordata; Actinopteri; Siluriformes; Trichomycteridae
Gene: klhl30
Product: kelch-like family member 30
Exons: 8
Coding region: 110-1897 (595 amino acids)
Molecular function (GO): protein binding
Source: RefSeq, a predicted model, not a curated record